CCCCACGUGCAAGGUCUGGAAGUUACCAUCAUACCCGUCAAUUCUGGUGGCCGCGCGGAGCGCUUACGCAAGACGGCACUCGCGCCAAAAGGGGAAACAGCACACAGUACGCAGCACGGAGCCAUCACUCGUCCGUGUGCGCUGAUUCAUUGUCCCGUUCACCGUCUGCAGCGAACGACGGGUUUAGACGUGAUUGACGAGCUGCGACAGAAAUUGGAAGAUCUGCUCGGUAACCUUGUUCAGCAAGGAAAACAACUUCUUGAGCAGACCAUCGAGCGCGUCAACUUGUAUUUGGAGGAAUUUAAACAAAAUUUGGGUACCAAAGUGGACCACCUCUCGGAAUGUACCGCCUUAGUACCACAGAAACUGGACCAGAUAUCGGCAAGGUGUCUGGAGAAGGCUCAAAUAUGCCACACCAAGUUCGUAGCUCAGGUGAACGUUGUAUAUGAGAACGCAAAAGAACAAACCGAUGUUUUAGUUGGUAAAGUUGGAGAGCUCAAAAAACUAGCCGAAACCUGUCUGGCUGACAAUUCCUUGUUCGAUAAUGUUAAAUGUUUGGUUCGUCAUAUGGACGAUGCCGUUGCUGUUGUGAGUGAAGUUCUAUCCGAUACCGGAAAACUGCUGACAGACACAGUUAAAGAGACAUUCGCCUUGACUGCCGAGGUAAGUGGAUGUCUCGUGGACGUGGUCCGGCUGUCUCACGACGCCACGGAUAAAUUAGCGGAGGAGAUUUCCAAUUGUCUGAGAGAAGAGAAAGCACUACACGACUAUUAACGAUAUGCGUUCUUAGAUUUGAAUAAGCUCAUGUAUCCGUAAUCAAUAUAAAGUUUUAUUAAACAUGUACAACUCUUAA
Molecule: messenger RNA, 853 nt
Organism: Toxorhynchites rutilus septentrionalis
Lineage: Eukaryota; Metazoa; Arthropoda; Insecta; Diptera; Culicidae
Exons: 3
Source: RefSeq, a predicted model, not a curated record